Tilletiaria anomala UBC 951 is the source of this 2170-nucleotide messenger RNA. RefSeq lists its product as uncharacterized. Gene Ontology annotation, molecular function: ubiquitin protein ligase activity; zinc ion binding. The coding region runs from base 227 to 1987 and encodes 586 amino acids. The record is from RefSeq and is a predicted model, not a curated record. Gene Ontology annotation, cellular component: cytoplasm. Lineage: Eukaryota; Fungi; Basidiomycota; Exobasidiomycetes; Georgefischeriales; Tilletiariaceae. The transcript has 4 exons.
UGGCUCUUUUAUCUUCCCUUUUUGGCUCCAAGUGAGGAAAUGCGUCGUAUCGCGGCGUGUGAGAGAUACGCGCUGAUAAGUGGAGAGAACGUCACUUCACAACACCUCAUACUGCCCCAAUUGCCAUCGCUGGCUUGUCAACGGACGCAGCACUUUGUGAAGCGUGUCGUUCCAGCUGAAGACGAUCGUAGCAAGAGCUUUUAGACCUUAAUCAGACCGCAAAGCCAUGUCGUUCUCCAGGUCGCCGUCCAAGUCGCCAACGAAGCGCGGAGCCGCUGCGGCUCUGCUAGCUGGACUGCCAGACCCGUUCCUGCCUGCCCCCGAGCUCCCAGAAGCUGAACGCGCUUUCACCGCAUCCGACCUGAUCGCACGGCAAGCGCAGCUGGAGGCGGAGGCACACGCAGCCAUUCCAUUCGGUCUAGGCUCUUGCACGCAUUCCAAAGGGUACAUCAGACAGCCAGUAUAUGCUUGUCGGACAUGCGGAGGAGGAGGCGUGUGCGCUCAUUGUAGCCUGGGCUGCCAUGCGGAUCACGAACUCAUCGAGCUCUUCGCAAAACGCUCUUUCCGGUGCGACUGCGGCACUCCAGGCAUGUUCCGCCAGCAUCCAGACGGUGUACCGGCAGAAUACCCUGCAUGCACGAUUCGAAAGCCUGGAUACGACCCAGAAAACGACGAAAACAUAUACAGUCAGAACUUUGACGGAAGAUUUUGCUAUUGUGAAAAGGGAAAAGCAUAUGAUCCGAAUGUCGAAGAUGAGGCCAUGUUUCAGUGCUUGGCGUGUGAGGAAUGGUUCCACGAAGCGUGUACAUCGCUGGUCCCUGUGCUUUCGAACCCAACGAGUGCAGAGAACGGCGACCAGCUAUCCGGCGCUUCCGACUCAGCGCAGCUGGGCUCCGGCAGCGCGCCGCUCGAAGUUAGUCGUGGAGCGCCGCUUAUCGAACAAGACCUCUUUGACAUGCUCAUCUGCUCCGACUGCGUGCUAAACCCCAAGAACUCCAUCCUGCUGCAUUACAUUGGCGCCCGAGGAUUCAGCAGCGUCCUACCCGUCGAAGCGCUCUCCGUCGCCAACGCAUCUGCCUCCGCCCCGUCAACCUCGCUGCAGGAUGAGAAGCCCGUAGUUUCCAAUUCGACGCCAGCCAGCGCAUCCGAUGUGUCUCUUGAGAGGCAACAGGGCUUGAGACCGAAGGAAAGGGACCGAUUGCCCAUCACUUACAUUGAGUUCGGCGGUACAAGCUGUCCAGCAUUGCAACGGAAGCGCGAGAUUGCUAUUGUCGGAAUCAGCCCAGAUGUGUUAUUUCAUGGUGAAGAAGAGGCUGAGACUUCGCAAGGUACAGUGGUGGCAGCUGCGGCGGAAAAAGAGCAUCCACCUACUAGCUCAACCGCAGCCCCAUCGUCCUCGGCACCGGCAAAUGCGUCGACGGUCGACGUCGUUACGGUACGAGAGAAGCGAAAGGCUGAAGAUGAUCUGGGACAAGGGCCGCAGACAGGAAAGAAGCCAAAGGCGGAAGACAAGACUGAUGCGGAAACUGUAUCGAACCAUGAUACCGCUCUGUCGACUCGAACAGGUUCGUGCAGCUUGCCGCCACUCAUCAAUGUUGUGCCCUCUGUCUUGCGUGAUCGAAAACAAGGUCAACCACGAUACGAUAUUUACCUCGCGAGCAAUUUCCGGGAGCGCAUUUGCCGGUGUCAUACUUGCUUGCCACGGUGGUCGUCCCUCCCUUUCGUACUCGACGAGGAAGAAACGUACUCGCCGCCCGUUUCCGAAGCUAGCAACGCAUCCGAGACAGCAGGUUCAGCAUCCAACGCAUCGACCUACGACCUAGGAGUCGCCGCGCUCUCACGUUUACCGCGCGAAAGACUGCUGGAGACCAUGGGCGCUUACACACGCUUUCGUGAUGAGCUGUACGCCCACCUGCGCCCGCAUGCUGCCACUGGCGAGGUCGUCACCGAGGCAAGCAUCCGCGAGUUUUUCAGCAAGCGGCUGUAGGUAAAGUCAAAGAAGUGGCUGCAUAUGUACGUGGUGAUUCGUCCACCCUUAGUUUAUCUAUUUAAUUCUCCAAUUGGGACUCCAGAUGAAAGGCUCCAUCCAAGGCGAACCUGAAGUGACAUCAAUGUGAUGCGAGGACACUCAUGCAUCGUGGUUGGCUUCCAACAAUGUAUGCUACAUUUG